Messenger RNA from Malurus melanocephalus (red-backed fairy wren), 879 nucleotides. RefSeq names its product peroxiredoxin 3 (gene PRDX3). Gene Ontology annotation, biological process: cell redox homeostasis; hydrogen peroxide catabolic process; cellular response to stress. NCBI's taxonomy places the organism in Eukaryota, Metazoa, Chordata, Aves, Passeriformes, Maluridae. The transcript has 7 exons. Gene Ontology annotation, cellular component: mitochondrion; cytosol. Gene Ontology annotation, molecular function: thioredoxin peroxidase activity. The coding region runs from base 30 to 740 and encodes 236 amino acids. The record is from RefSeq and is a predicted model, not a curated record.
GCUCCGCUCCGCCCCGCCCGCCGCUCGACAUGGCCGCGCUGGGGAGGCUGCUGCGCGCCGCGGUGCCCGUGGCUGCCGCCGCCGGGAGGAGGGGGACGGCACAGCCCCCGCUCUGCGCCCGCCGGCCCUUCAGCCUGGGAUCCGCGCGGCUCGCCCCCGCCGUCACCCAGCACGCCCCGUUCUUCAAGGGAACGGCCGUCGUUAACGGAGARUUCAAGGAGCUGAGCCUGGAUGAUUUCAAGGGCAAAUACCUGGUUCUGUUCUUCUACCCCCUGGACUUCACCUUUGUCUGCCCCACGGAAAUUGUGGCUUUCAGCGACAAAGCAAAUGAAUUUCGUGACGCGAACUGUGAUGUGGUGGCAGUUUCAGUGGAUUCUCAUUUUUGCCAUCUGGCCUGGAUAAAUACACCACGAAAGAGYGGCGGCUUGGGCAAAAUGAAUAUUCCAGUUCUGUCAGACCUCACAAAACAGAUUUCCCGUGAUUAUGGGGUGCUKCUGGAAGGACCUGGCAUAGCACUAAGAGGUCUGUUCAUCAUCGAUCCAAACGGGAUCAUCAAGCACCUGAGCAUCAAUGACCUGCCCGUGGGGCGCAGCGUGGAGGAGACUCUGCGCCUGGUGAAGGCUUUCCAGUUCGUGGAGACACAUGGAGAGGUGUGCCCAGCCAACUGGACUCCAAACUCCCCAACAAUCAAACCAAGCCCAGAAGGUUCUAAAGAAUAUUUUGCAAAAGUGAAUAAAUAAACAUUCAAAUAUUUGGACRAAACUCUUAGUUACCACACACUGAAGACAUUAGGAAAACAGCUGUGAUUGUAAAAAUUAAUAAUAAAAAUAAAAGCUCUYGUUUUCUCAUGUUUAAGGAGAAAUUAAAUGCUGAAAUAUU